Messenger RNA from Cornus florida, 1509 nucleotides. Its product is annotated as probable glutathione S-transferase. Gene Ontology annotation, cellular component: cytoplasm. Bases 591 to 1259 code for a protein of 222 amino acids. Gene Ontology annotation, biological process: glutathione metabolic process. Lineage: Eukaryota; Viridiplantae; Streptophyta; Magnoliopsida; Cornales; Cornaceae. The transcript has 2 exons. Gene Ontology annotation, molecular function: glutathione transferase activity. The record is from RefSeq and is a predicted model, not a curated record.
AAUCAUUUGGAUUGAAACAAUUUUUUCAAAUCUGUAAAAAGUUAAAUAAAUUAUUUAAUGCAUCUUUCAAUUCAUGAAUUAAAAAAUGAGAGCUCAUACUACUUCUCAUGAUAGGAUCCUCUUAAGAGUAUUACUCAACCACAUACGAAUAUGUAUAUGUUGAUCACUCCCUUACCACAUCAUUUAAUCAGAUCAUUUCUUCCCCUUGAAUUGCAUUACUCUUAGUAAAAUUCAAUUACUCUCUAAUUCCUUAUUCCUAUAAUGUCAAAUAAAGUGAAAGCUAGUUCUUAUGAUCUAUAAGUGUUUAUUUUUAUUAUUUUUAUUAUUAUUUUGAGUUCAAGGAUGUUAAAUGAUAUAGAUGACGCAAAAGAGGGAAAGCUGAACCCAUACCUAUACAGCUGUUACACUUUGGGCGACCUCUUUCUAUCAAUAGAUCGGCGGGACAUGGGAGCCUCAGCUCAUGCAAAAAGAGGGGUGAAAACAAAUUAGCUAAAAGAUACCUUGACCAUGGAAGAAUAGUGUCCAAGCAAGAAAACACCAUUAAUCACCAUAAAUUAACUUCCUCUAGUACUUAGACUAACCACCUAAAAAUGGAAGAAGUGAAGGUGCAUGGGUUUUGGGCUAGCCCUUUUAGCCACAGAGUAAUAUGGGCUCUGAAACUAAAAGGUGUGAAGUAUGAGUACAUAGAAGAAGACCUCCAAAACAAGAGUCAACUGCUUUUACAGUAUAACCCCAUUCACAAGAAGGUCCCUGUGCUUGUUCAUGGUGGUAAACCAGUUGUGGAGUCCCUUGUCAUUCUUGAAUACAUCGAAGAGACAUGGCCGGAGAACCCAUUGGUGCCAGAAGAUGCUUAUGAGAAAGCCAUGGCUCGAUUUUGGAUUAAAUUUGCAGAAGAGAAGGGUUGUACCUGCUUUAAUCCCUUCUUUUUAACUGGAGAGGCACAAGAGAAAACGAUCGAAGAAGCAAUGGAAGUGUUGAAGAUUGUUGAAGAUAGAGGCCUUGGAGAUAAGAAGUUCUUUGGAGGUGAAGCCAUAGGAUUAGUGGAUAUAACAUUUGGGUUGUUUGGUUACUGGUUAGAGUGCUUUGGAGAAGAAGUAGGGGUGAAAUUGCUGGAACCAAGCAUUUUGCCCCGAUUUUGUGCAUGGGUUCAAAAUUUUAAGGAAGUUGCAGUGAUCAAAGAAACUCUUCCUGAUCGCAAAAAAUAUAUGGCAUAUUGUAAAUGCUUGAGGGAGAAGCUUAUGACAAAUUCUGCAAAGUAGCACCUUGCUAGCUAGAAAAUCGGAGUGUUGUGAAGAAUUUAAUAAAGGAGAUCGAAUCACAAAAGCAGCUCUCAAGAAAAAGAACUGUGGGUGAAUUUUUGGUCCAUAUGAAUGCUAGAUUUGUUUGUUUAAUUACCUGUGUUUCAUUGUGUGAUGAUAUUUAGGUCUACGUAUUAAAAGUGAUAAAAUAAAUAAAUUGUGUUUUUAAGAGGUAAUAUAUCUAUUUACCCUAUAAAAAGUGUAUUCUAUU